Messenger RNA from Chironomus riparius, 904 nucleotides. NCBI's taxonomy places the organism in Eukaryota, Metazoa, Arthropoda, Insecta, Diptera, Chironomidae. The record is from the annotation of a GenBank genome assembly.
CGUUCGUAUUGUAUACAUAAAGUAAACAUUAAGUAUAAGUAUAUAAAAAUUUAAUCGCAUUGGGAGACUGACGUGGUAUUAACAUAAUUUCCUUAAAAAGUACAGGAUUUAAAUAAAAUAUUACUUUCAAAAUGAUUUUAAAAGCUCUUGUCAUUGUAAUAUUAAUUAUUGAAACCUUUUCUACAAAUCCAGAAGAAGAACUACACGGAGUUAAAUACGCAAACAACUGUGAAGCUUGUAAGGUAUUAGCUAUUGAAUUGCAGAACAGAUUGUCUGAAACCGGUAAAACUCAUGAAGUUUUAGAAUUUGGGUAUUCGUUGGAUGAGACAAAAAAGAGAAAAAAGGAAUAUAAAAAGAGCGAGACAAGAUUAAUUGAAUCCAUGGAGAAUGUUUGUGAAAGAAUUUUAGAAUAUAAUAUUCAUAAAGAACGAAAAGAUAGUACUCGCUUUGCAAAAGGAAUGAGUGAAACUUUCCAGACGCUUCACGGGCUUGUUAAUAAAGGUGUGAAGGUAGAGCUAGGGAUUCCGUUUGAACUAUGGGAUAAGCCAUCUGCGGAAGUAACUCAAUUAAAAACACAGUGCGAAAUGUUAGUAGAACGUCAUGAAAAUGACAUAGAAGAUUGGUACUUUAAAUUCCAGUCAGAGGGACCACUGAUUGAUUAUCUCUGUCGUGAUCGCGUACUUGCUAAAAAGGAUGCUGAAUGCUUAUAUGAAGUUCUAAAACCAAAAGAAAAGAGAAAUGCUGAGGAACAAAAAACUGAUGAUGAAACUAAAGAGGAAUCAGAAACUGAGUCAUCAAAUAAAGCCUCUGAUGAGCUGUAAUUUAAUACAUUUCAAUUUAUACAUUGUAUUUUUAUUUAAAAAAUAAAUUCAAGUUAUUUCUUCCUUUUUUUGCCAUUUAAAUA